AUGCGUAAUCGUAGAAAUACUACAGUUUAUCAAGUUGAAAAUCCACACAUCAGUAAUAAUAAUAACAAUAACAAUAAUCAUAACAAUCCACAACAACAGAGAAACUGGUUAGUUGGUACUGGUUAUGACAAGUAUAAACGAUCACGUCAGCUUAAAUCCAAGUUUGGUAGAAAUUGGGAUCAUCGUGGUUCGAGUACAUCGUCUUCGUCUAGUGCUUCAGAUGGAUCAUUAUAUGAUCGUGGUUCAAUUCGCCGGAGUUGGGGCCGUUUGCAUUACUCUACUAAAGAGAACAAAGGUCCUAUAACAACUAUUGAUAAUGAUGUUGAUGAGAAACAUUUUGAGCGUCGUCGUAAUAAAAGUACUCUGAAUGCCAGAUCAGAGCUUAUGCCAAUUAACAAACAUCAAUUUGGUUAUGAAAAAAAAUCUACAAUCAAGGAUAAAUCAUUUACUGGUAGUUGUCUUGCUGAUAUUGAACCAAUGUCAAUUGAUUCAUCUGUAGGAUUUGAACAAAUUGGUGGUAAUGAAAAUCAUAUAUUAGCAUUGAAAGAAAGUAUAAUCUUGCCUUUAAUGUAUCCUGAAGUAUUUAUCAAAUUCAAUGUUGAACCACCUCGUGGUGUAUUGUUUUCAGGACCUCCAGGUACAGGGAAAACGUUGUUAGCUAGAGCAUUAGCUAAUGAAUGCAGUCGGUUAGCUGGAGGUAAUGAUGGUUCUGUAAAACAACGUCGUGCAAUUGCCUUUUUUAUGCGUAAAGGAGCUGAUUGUUUAUCUAAAUGGGUUGGUGAAUCUGAGCGUCAAUUACGUUUAUUAUUUGACCAAGCAUAUCGUAUGCGUCCUUCUGUCAUUUUUUUUGAUGAAAUUGAUGGUUUAGCACCGAUUCGUUCAUCGAAACAAGAUCAAAUUCAUUCGAGUAUUGUUUCUACACUUUUAAGCUUAAUGGAUGGUUUAGAUAAUCGAGCUGAAGUAGUAGUUAUUGGUGCAACUAAUAGACCAGAUGCUAUAGAUCCAGCUUUACGACGUCCUGGAAGAUUUGAUCGUGAAUUCACAUUUACUCUACCAAGUGAAACUGUUCGACGUCGAAUUCUUGAAGUGAUUACCUCUAAAUGGGAUCCUAAACCAGAUUCAUUGUUGUUGGAUCGUAUUGCUGCGACAACUAUUAAUUUCUCUGGUGCUGAUCUUAAAGCGUUGACUACAGAGGCCUGUUUAUGUUGUCUACGUAGAUGUUAUCCUCAAGUGUAUAAUAGUCAUGUGAAAUUAGCUUUGGAGCAUAAAUAUUUAGUGGUUAGUCAUUCUGAUUGGUUUGAAGCUUUACAAAUUGUUUGUGCUUCAGGUGAACGUUGUAAUGCAAAUUCAUUUGCUUCUAAUUUAACUCCAUCUGCUAAUGCUUUAGCUGCUACUAUACGUACACCUUUAUCUCCAAAUUUAUCUAAAUUAUUAAUGAAUAAUGUAGAUCAGAUUGUUUAUUAUUUGAAGAGAGCAUUAUUCAAUCCUAGAUAUGAUAUAAACAAUUCAAUGGAUACUAAUAAAUCGUUAACAUCACAGGAUAUAUCAUCAUAUAUUUUCAAAUCAAAACUUUUCAUCAAUGGUAAUAUAUCGGAUACGAUUAUGAAUGCUGUAUGGUAUAAAUUAGAAACAUUACAAGUGUUUACAAUAAAUUUAGCCAAUUUAUUUGCUUUUCCUACAAGUAUUGGAAUGUGUCCUGAAGCAGCUGUUGCUCAAAUAAUUUCAUCUAUUCGACAUACAGUUAAAAAUUCAUCAUCAUAUUCAUUUAAAUCUAAUCUAACUGGAGUAAUUAUCUAUUUACCUUGUAUUGAUAUACUAAUUGAAAGUAUUCCACAAUUAACAGCAAAUUAUUUUAUUGAUAAUUUAAUUGCUUUAUUAAAUGAAAUAAAUUGUGAAUUAAAUUAUAUUCCAUCAUUUUUUAAUACAUUACAAACUACUACUAAUGAUUUAAAUGAUAGUAUAAUUAAUAAACAAAAAUUAUUAUAUGCUACAUUAAGAAGUUCAUGUCGAAUUGUUAUUGUUGGUACAUGUACACAUCGACAACGAUAUACAUCUACUACUAUUAAUUCAUCUAAACAACAAUAUAAUUCUAAUCUUAUCAAUACAAAAACCUAUACAUCAAUAUAUCCAUCAUUUUUUGAUAAAUUACAAGAAGGAAAAUGUCAAACUACUAAUGGAAUCUGUGUAUCAAAUGAAUCAUCAUCAUCAUCACCAUUAAUUCAUAUAAAAUCUUCAUCGAAUUCCAUUACACCUACAGUUCAUUGUGUUAACAAUAUUACACCAAUAAUGAAAUAUGCAUAUAAUCAAGAAUUAGCUAAAAUUCAAUUACAAUUUACUAUUCAUUUAUCUGAUUAUUAUAAAAAUCCUUUACAAUUACAUUCUAAUUCUAUUCCAAUUACUGAAAAUUUAACUAUUGAUGAAAAAAAUAACACAAAUAUUCAUUCUUCAGAAUAUACUACUGAUAUCAAUGAUGAUGAUGAUGACUGUGAAAGAAAUUUAAACCGUCAAAAUUCUUCUCACUCAAAUGUAAAUAGUAUACUGAGUAAACUCUUUGAUAAUAAUCAUACAGAGUUUAUAAAUUUAAAACCACCGAAUAAAGAUGAACGUUAUUCAUUCUUUUAUUCUGUGUUAAUUGAUUGGCCUCAGUUAACAUAUUUACAGUUAUUGGAUAUUCGUGAAAAAUCGGUUAAUUCAUCUGAUAGACAUAUACCUAGUCCACAACCAAUUGUUGAAGAAGAUUUACCGCCAAAAUCCACAUAUCCAGUUCAUUAUACUCCAGAAGAAUUAGCUGUUAUCGAAUCUAGAGAAAUGCAAUUAUUUCGUCGUCUUAGACAAGUUUUACGUAGAGUUGUAGCACAUUUAGCUAGCUUUCGACGAUUUACUGUUUUCACUCGACCAGUACAAAUUGAUGAAGCACCAGAUUAUUAUGAUGUUAUAAAACAACCAAUGGAUUUAGGUAGUAUACGUGAUAAAAUUGAUUGUCAUCAAUAUCACAAUGUGAAUGAUUUUAUGAAGGAUAUCGAAUUAGUAUAUCGUAAUGCACUGGAAUAUAAUCCUGCUAACAUUCCACGAAGUCGUGAUAUUCGAUCAAGAGCCUAUGAAUUUUGGGAUGAAGCAUGUAUUCGUAUGGAAGAAGAACUUCAACCAGUUGAUCUGAAUGAGUUGUGUGAAGAAGCAUUAUCAGCACGUGCUGCACGAUUAUCAAAUGAGAAAAUGGUCAAAACUCCGAGUACUAUGAAAAAGAAGGAAACAGAAUGUCGUUCAACACAUAGAAAUGAUGAAAAUUUACAAAAAUCGUCUAUAAAACAACCAUUACCUCCUCUUCCUCAAGGUGAUCGUUAUAGUCGAAGAUUGCAUGGUGAAUCUCCUAUUUUAGAAUUGAAUGAUAUACUUCAAUUGCAAUCAUGUAGUAGUAGACGUCGUUCUACUUUUACUCCAAGUACACGUAAAAGUGUUUCAGUGUUACAAACAAAUCAGCAUACUCCAGAUCUUGAUAUUUCAAUGUCAUCAUUUGAUGUUGUUUUGAAACCAUCCGAGAGUAGUACACAUGAUCUUCAUUCGAAGUUAACUAUAGAACCUCUACUGGAAUCUGAUGUUUCGAGUAGUUCGCCUAAACAGUUGUAUUUAUCAAAAUCAUCACCUAUUGGUAAAUCGCCUACACCAUCACAACAACAACAACAACAGUCUACACCAUUACAAAUUGAUCUACAAAGAUUGAAUCAUUUUCUUGAUCGAGUUGUUGUUAAAACAGAUGGUUGGUCAACAAUGCAACUUGUCAAUUUACACACUGAUUUCACUAAUAUAAUACUUUGGAAAUAUGCACAUAUAACAAACCGUUUAUCAUUGUCAGAUUUGAAUAAGGGUGCUACCUUGUCCAAAGAAGGGUAACCUAAGUUUUUGGAAGAACUGGCGUAGAAUCAUGCUGUUGUCCACACCAAUCAAAAUGUUAAACCGCAUCAUCUUGGAGAGAAUAAAAACUGUUCACCAGAAUAAGGUGACUGGAAUCAGAAGUACAAGCCCUGCGUGAACCA
Molecule: messenger RNA, 4031 nt
Organism: Heterobilharzia americana
Lineage: Eukaryota; Metazoa; Platyhelminthes; Trematoda; Strigeidida; Schistosomatidae
Source: the annotation of a GenBank genome assembly